AUCGCGACUUGCGCGACUUGCACGACUUUGCGCGACUUAGAACCACUGUUAUCGCGACUAUAACGACUUUCGCGACUUUAACGACUUUUCGCGACUUCCACUCGCCAAUCGGGGGACUUCCAGAUUGACUAUCCUUGUACACACGAAAACGACGUGAAGCAAGAUGUUGCUUUCUGCGAGAUGGUCUUUGUUGUCAGCAUAAUCUGAAUCGAAGAAGGAUUUGCAUAUUCUGAGUGCCGAUAGUAGUCUUUGUGUCUGACGGAAGCAUGUCGUUCUUGAUCUCAAUUGAAGCAAAGAAACAGGAAGCGGCAAAGCACUGGCGACGCUCGACAAGGGCGGCGGCCUUUGUCUUUCUGAUUAUUGUUUCGUUUGUCUGGUCUCGGCAGACGAACAUCGUGAAACGAAUUCAGAUCUACAAGGAUGCAUUUGCAUUGGCCCCAGAUGUUUUGGCACAGAAUCAGCAAAGGAGUGUUCAACAAACCACCAAUGAAGACGGUGCUGAACACGAUCAUCAUAAUAGCACCGACCCGAGUGAAGAAAACCGGCAUGUGCGACCCAACCAUGCGUAUCCUUUUACGUUUGCUGCCUGUCUGAUUGCCCGUGAUGACAAUCUCCUGUUGUCCGAAUGGAUUGCUUUUCACUACACAGUGUUGCCGCUGAGACACUUGAUCAUUGCUGUUGAUCCUCUCAGUGUUACAUCUCCUGAGCCCAUCCUGGAGGCCUUUCGAGAAGAGCUGCCAGAUCUGACCAUUGAUUUGUGGACAGGAAACUCCUAUUGGUAUGAUGGAAGAUGGUCCAGAGAGAAGCUUGAACACUUCGAUCCGCACAAUCAUACCGGGGAGCAUGCCUACAUUAUGCAUCUGCAACGUCAAAAUGCCUUCUACACAACCUGUGUGCGCCAACUCAAACAAGGGAACGCUAGCUGGACUCUCCUCGUUGACACCGAUGAAUUCUUCACCUACAACUCUCUGCUGCCGAGUGAACGAUCUGGAUCCAGCCCAAUGCGGAUGUCCCUUCCAAGCAGCAUUGGAAGGCAGAAUGAGACCAUUGCACACUGGCUUGCCCGUGAUAAGAUCAUACACAAAAACACCACAGUCUGCUAUGUCUAUCCAAGACUGUUCUUCUCGGCACAGGAUCAGUUGUCCACACAAGAAAUAGCAGAUAUCAAUGACGCAGUGCCAUCCUCUUCUUUUCCUGUUGACACCUUCCACACUCUCCGCUAUCAUUCCCAUUGGGCAGCGGGGAUGACUACCAAUGGCAAAUCUUUGGUCAAUGUUCACAACUACAAUGGACGAAACAAGGUCACCAAUCCACAUCGUCCCUUUGAUGGUGUCUGUGACAAUCACUGGGUACAACCCAUACAAUCAGAAAGGAUCCCAUUUCGAGUGCACCACUACAGUGGCUCCUUGGAUACAUUCUUGUCUCGUCCCAGUCGGACAGCACAACAAUGGGCCAACAAGAAUGACUUCCACAUUGCAGGAAAAGACUACUCACUUACAGGGUGGUUUCACAACUUUGUGCAACUUGUGGGCGAAAAGAUAGCAUACAAACUUACUGUGAAGACAAGACAGGACGCAUACUUGCGAUGGAAGGACAUCAAGUACAGAGUAGAAAAAAAGAACGAGAUGAUCCCAUUAGCCUUCGAAUAUGACCAGCCAGGUGGUGCCAAGAAUGGGCAACACUAGGGAUCUCCCCACAGUAGCCAUUCCAUGUGGAGCACAAGAUGUAAGUAUGCCGGUAGCACAACUGUCCUUGACAGUGGCAAAGGCCAACAGGGGGUGCUUGUUGACAAUCAUGUUCCUGAGCCAUUGCCAACUGCCGCUAGAUUAUCAGCACCUGACCUGUUGCAAGACUUUCAAAAAGCUAAAGCUGAAGCUAGCAGCCUGUGUAGCCAAACCUAGAAGCAGACUUUGUUUGCUGCUGUAGAAUCCGGUCGCAGCAGUAUCGUGCCGCACGGAAUGGCUGGAAGGGACCAGAAAGCCGUUGUCCCUGAAACAGCUUGUACGAGCAAUCGGAGCACCACCCGAGUGGUGGAUUGACCUGGGCCCGGUUCCUCCAAGGAUAGGGAAGCUACAACUGUGGGUGGUUUCUCGAGGCCAGGACUCGUUGGGUGGCCUUUUUGAACGCAUAGAUGAUAAAACAAUGACCGUCUCAGUGAUGGGACGCGAAAUACAAGUAGAAAAUAUGUAAUCCCUAAACCUGUUGCGUAUGAAAGCUAUUCCGUACUGACGACGGCGACCCCGGCGUGUCCCCUCGUUGUUGUUUGUUUGCAGGCACUCCACCACAACUAUUUUCUUGGGGAUUCCCACUGCUCUUGUUGCUGGCUUGUUGUUUGCUGACUCCGCACAUGGCACAAAAGGCAUAGAGGCAUAAGUUGUCACCUGACUGGCACUCCCGGCAAGUCCAUGUCUGCUUUGUACCGCACAUGCCACAGAACGGCUUUCGUUUGUCCGAAACAUAAUCACAAAGGCAAACCCAAGUGGAGGCUGCUUCUCUACG
Seminavis robusta is the source of this 2499-nucleotide messenger RNA. The record is from the annotation of a GenBank genome assembly. Lineage: Eukaryota; Bacillariophyta; Bacillariophyceae; Naviculales; Naviculaceae.